This is a messenger RNA of Oncorhynchus masou masou (cherry salmon), 2652 nucleotides long. RefSeq names its product calphotin-like. The coding region runs from base 572 to 2140 and encodes 522 amino acids. The transcript is spliced from 2 exons. NCBI's taxonomy places the organism in Eukaryota, Metazoa, Chordata, Actinopteri, Salmoniformes, Salmonidae. The record is from RefSeq and is a predicted model, not a curated record.
UGAGAAAAUGGCAUUGCCGUAGGCAGAAAAAAUUUGGGAGAGCUGAUAAUCAUAUGGAAAGGAGAGCUGGAGAGACAGAGAGAAAGAAUGACAUAGCGAGAAGAUGAGUCAAACAGGUGUAGUAGUUGAGUAGUAGUGUUGUUUCAGUCUGGCUUCAGAGACAAGACUCAUUCCCUCCAUCAGAUUUCAAUGAGAGGCUACGUGAGUACCACUCCCUAGCUGUGCUAUUGAAACUGGAUUCCAAACACAGUCCAGUUCCCUCUUGAAAUGAGACAUACCAAUUGGCCUCCUAAUCCAACAAAACCAUUACAGAAUCACCCACCAACCAAGGACCAAGCGGCGUGGUAAACAGAGGCAGCAGCAACAGCAGCAGCAGGAGAAGCGACAGGUGCAGCAGGAGCAAGAGCAGCAGCAGCAAAAGCAGCAGCAUGAGGAGCUAGCACGGCAGAGCGGUUGGAAGCCCGAGAGGCAGCCCCAAACAUUUCUUGGGGGGGGGGGGCACAGGGAGAGUGUGGCAGAGUCAGGAGUCAGACCUGAGCCAACUCCCCCUGUUUACUGUAAGGAGCCAUGGAUGGAUUUGGAGCUGUCGGCGAAGCUGAGUGCUGAGUCUGAGAGUGUUGAGGAUAUAUUGGACAGAGUAGAGAGAAGGCUGUUGGUUUGGCAUAGUAGGCAAGGCAUUCGCCCUGAGGUAUGUGUCCCCAGCCCGGUAGCACCAGUGCCGGCACCCCGCACCAGGCUGUCUCUCCGUCCCAUCAACACAGGUGCUCCCGCCUGUCCGGCGCGACCAGAGUUUCCGCCCCUCAGUCCAGAGGCGCCAGAGCCCCUCAGUACCAGAGGCGCCAGAGCCCCUCAGUACCAGAGGCGCCAGAGCCCCUCAGUACCAGAGGCGCCAGAGCCCCUCAGUCCAGAGGCGCCAGAGCUUCUCUGUCCAGCACUGCCAGAGCCUUCCUGUCCAGCGCCGCCUGAGCUACCCGUCUGCCCAGCGCCGCCAGUCUGCCCAGCGCCGCCAGCCUGCCCAGCGCCGCCAGUCUGCCCAGUGCCGCCAAGUGCCGCCUGUCUGCCCAGCGCCGUCAGUGCCGCCAGUCUGCCCAGCGCCGUCAGUGCCGCCAGUCUGCCCAGCGGCGCCAGUGCCGCCAGUCUGCCCAGCGGCGCCAGUGCCGCCAGUCUGCCUAGCGCCGCCAGUCUGCCUAGCGCCGCCAGUCUGCCUAGCGCCGCCAGUCUGCCCAGCGCCGCCAGUGCCGCCAGUCUGCCCAGCGUCGCCAGUAUGCCCAGCACCGCCAGUCUGCCCAGUGCCGCCAGUCUGCCCAGCGCCGCUAGCGCCGCCAGUGCCGCCAGUCUGCCCAGCGCCGCCAGAUCCGCCAUUCAGCCAGGAUCUGCCAGAACUGCCAGUCAGCCAGGAUCCACCAGUCUGCCAGGAUCUGCCAGAACUGCCAGUCUGCCAGGAUCCGCCAGUCAGCCAGGAUCUUCCAGAUCCGCCAUUCAGCCAGAAUCUGCCAUUCAGCCAGGAUCCGCCAUUCAGUCAGGAUCUGCCAGAACUGCCUGUCAGCCAGGAUCUGCCAUUCAGCCAGGAUCCGCCAUUCAGCCUGGAUCUGCCAGAACUGCCUGUCAGCCAGGAUCCGCCAUUCAGCCAGGAUCUGCCAGAACUGCCUGUCAGCCAGGAUCCACCAGUCAGCCAGGAUCUUCCAGAUCCGCCAUUCAGCCAGGAUCCGCCAUUCAGCCAGGAUCUGCUAUUCAGCCAGGAUCUGCCGGAACCGCCAGUCAGCCAGGAUCUGUCGGAACCGCCAGUCAGCCAGGAUCUGUCGGAACCGCCAGUCAGCCAGGAUCUGCCGGAACCGCCAGCCAGCCAGGAUCUGCUCGAUUCAUCAACCUGCCUGAGCUUCCUCUCAGUCCUGAGCUUCCUCUCAGUCCUGAGCUUCCUCUCAGUCCUGAGCUUCCUCUCAGUCCUGAGCUUCUUCCCUGUCCUGAGCUUCUUCCCUGUCCUGAGCUUCUUCCCUGUCCUGAGCUUCUUCCCUGUCCUGAGCUUCUUCCCUGUCUUGAGCUUCUUCCCUGUCCUGAGCUUCUUCUCAGUCCUGAGCUUCCUCUCAGUCCCGAGCUUCCUCAGUCCCGAGCUGCCCCUCAGUCCAGUGUGGCCCGUUGUUAGGGUUCCUAGGCCAAAGUUAGCGGCGAGGGUCGCCACUCAAGGGACGCUAAGGAGGGGGACUAAGACAAUUAUGGAGUGGGGUCCACGUCCAGCGCCAGAGCCGCCACCGUGGACAGAUGCCCACCCAGACCCUCCCCUAUAGGUUUAGGUUGUGCGUUCUGAGUCCGCACCUUGGGGGGGGUACACUGUCACGUUCUGACCAUCGUUCGUGUGUGUUUUCCUUGUUUUAGUGUUGGUCUGGACGUGAGCUGGGUGGGGAUUCUAUGUUGUGUGUCUGGUUUGUCCAUUUCUAUGUUAGGCCUGAUAUGGUUCUCAAUCAGAGGCAGGUGUUAGUCAUUGUCUCUGAUUGGGAACCAUAUUUAGGUAGCCUGUUUUGUGUUGGGUUUUGUGGGUGAUUUGUUCCUGUCUUUGUGUUUGUGGCACCAGAUAGGACUGUUUUGGUUUUUGCACGUUUCUUGUUUUGUAGUGUUUGUGUUUUAGUUGUUUUAUUAAAACAUGAAUCUCAAUAGCCA